AUGAAGUCUUUCCCUUUAAACCCAUUGCUUUUUACCAGCUUCACCGUUGUAUCUUUAUCUUCAACACAGUGGUCAACAGCUUCAUCUUACAAAAAUAAAGAUUUUCUUCGAUGUCUCUCCAUCCAUUCUACAGACAUUCCAAUAUACACUCCAAUCAAUUCUUCAUAUACUUCCACUUUGAGAUCAUAUGCUCAAAAUCCUAGAUUCUCAACGCAAUACAAAACCCUAAAACCCCUUGCCAUCAUCAAACCUUCUCAUGUUUCCCACAUUCAGUCCACCGUGAUUUGUUCCAAAAGCCAUGGCUUGCAAAUCCGAAUCCGUAGCGGUGGCCAUGACACUGAAGGCCUUUCUUACAUCUCCGACCUCCCGUUUAUUGUCGUCGACCUAAUAAAUCUCAAGUCUAUCGAAGUUGACACCACGAACAACACUGUAUGGGUUCAGUCUGGUGCAACUAUAGGCGAACUUUACUACAGAAUCGCUGAAAAAAGUCGAACCCUAGCAUUCCCAGCAGGUGUCUGCCCGACCGUGGGUGUUGGAGGGCAGUUCAGCGGCGGUGGAUACGGGUGGUUGAUGCGAAAAUAUGGUCUUGCUGCCGAUAAUGUAAUUGAUGCUUAUUUGGUUGAUGCUAAUGGGAUGGUUUUCGAUAGUGAGGCAAUGGGAGAGGGUUUGUUUUGGGCGAUUCGAGGGGGCGGAGGAGGGAGCUUUGGGAUCGUUGUAGGGUGGAAGGUGAAAUUGGUUAGAGUUCCACCCAUUGUGACAACUUGUAGGCUGGACAAAAGCUUGGACAAGAAUACGAAGAAGAUUGUAUAUCAAUGGCAGUAUGUAGCUAACAAAAUGGAGGAAAAUCUACUCAUCGGCAUCAAUUUGACUGGUGGGAAUCCAACUAAAGGAGUCAAGAGAAAUCCAACAGCUUCAUUCUUCUCUUUAUAUCUUGGAAAGACAGACAAACUUAUUAAAAUCAUGAACACAACAUUCCCUAACUUAGGAUUAACAAAGGCUAAUUGCAAAGAAACAAGUUGGAUACAAUCAACUCUCAUUGCAGCUGGUUUUACAAAUGGACAACCCUUGGAAAUUUUGCUGACCAAACCUACUCUCAGCAACAAUAUAAGCUACAAAAUCAAAUCAGACUAUGUGAAACAACCAAUUUCUGAACACGCGUUCAAGGGAAUAUGGGACAGAUUACAAUCUCAUGAAGUAGAAACAUCACAACUUUUUUUGUUUCCUUAUGGUGGGAAAAUGAACAAUAUUUCUUCAUCAAAGACUCCAUUUUCACAUAGAGCUGAAUUUCUUUACAAAAUCUCUUACACCGUUGGGUGGGCAGAACAAGGAACUGGUGCAAAUGAGAGACAUUUAAAUUGGAUACGAGAGUUGUAUAGUUUUAUGACUCCUUUUGUUUCAAAUUCACCCCGGGCUGCUUAUGUCAAUUACAGAGAUCUUGAUAUUGGAACAAAUAAUAAGUGUGGAAAGACGAGCUACGAGGAAGCAAGUAUUUGGGGAAUGAAAUAUUUUGGGAACAAUUUCAAAAGGCUUGUGCAAGUUAAGACCAUGGUUGAUCCUUCAAAUUUCUUUAGGCAUCAGCAAAGCAUACCACCUCUCACACUCUCAUAGGGUUGAUGAUGUUAAUUUCCAUGUGUGUUUGUCCAAUCCCCAACUUUUUGUUUGUAUUGCAAAAUAAGAGGUUGUGUGUCAGAGCUGACUUUCUUUGUGUGUGAUUGUUAAAUAAGAUCCAUUGUUCAUGGAAGAAAAA
Messenger RNA from Cucumis melo (muskmelon), 1747 nucleotides. RefSeq names its product tetrahydroberberine oxidase-like. Bases 1 to 1608 code for a protein of 535 amino acids. NCBI's taxonomy places the organism in Eukaryota, Viridiplantae, Streptophyta, Magnoliopsida, Cucurbitales, Cucurbitaceae. The transcript has 2 exons. The record is from RefSeq and is a predicted model, not a curated record. Gene Ontology annotation, molecular function: FAD binding; oxidoreductase activity.